GUCGUUGAAACCGCUCGCACACUUUCGGGACUUUGCCGCCUGGGCCACGGGUUCUUCGGCGAGUACUACAAAGACUUUGUGCCCAGCGAGAACAUUGACUGCCCCUGUGGGGAACCAUUACAGACACGACCUCACAUUCUACAAGAAUGCCCUAUCUACGAACAGCACCGACACAUACUCCGCAAGGUGUCCGAGGACGUGGCGCUGGCGGAGAUCCUGGGCACGCCAAAGGGCAUUGACGCGCUAGCCCGCUUCCUCAAGAAGAGCGGCGCGUUCACGAAGACAGGGCACCCGCGGGCGGAACCGCGCGCGCCGCGGUGGGAAGAUGAGCCUGAUCCGGUGGGGGAGGAUGGGAGAAUGGAGGACGAGGGAUGGGAGACGGGCGAGGAGGAGGAGGAACGAGACGAGUGA
This is a messenger RNA of Schizophyllum commune H4-8, 411 nucleotides long. RefSeq lists its product as uncharacterized. Lineage: Eukaryota; Fungi; Basidiomycota; Agaricomycetes; Agaricales; Schizophyllaceae. The annotation marks the transcript as partial. The transcript has 2 exons. The record is from RefSeq and is a predicted model, not a curated record.